Messenger RNA from Colletotrichum truncatum, 2694 nucleotides. RefSeq names its product transcriptional activator protein acu-15. NCBI's taxonomy places the organism in Eukaryota, Fungi, Ascomycota, Sordariomycetes, Glomerellales, Glomerellaceae. The record is from RefSeq and is a predicted model, not a curated record. Gene Ontology annotation, biological process: DNA-templated transcription; regulation of DNA-templated transcription. Gene Ontology annotation, molecular function: DNA-binding transcription factor activity, RNA polymerase II-specific; DNA binding; zinc ion binding.
AUGCCGGGAAUUCUACCUAUGAAGGUAAUCAAGGUGGGCACCAGCUCGCAGAGCCGGAUAGCCCAAGCCUGCGAUCGGUGCCGGAGCAAGAAGAUCCGUUGCGACGGCAUCAGGCCGACUUGCUCACAAUGCGCCAACGUCGGUUUCGAGUGCCGCACCAGCGAUAAGCUGAGCCGCCGCGCCUUUCCUCGUGGCUAUACGGAGUCACUUGAGGAGCGCGUGCGCCAGCUUGAGUCGGAAGUCAGGGAGCUCAAGGAUUUACUGGACGAGAAGGACGAGAAAAUCGACAUGCUGUCAAGGAUGCACGGAAAUCACAGUCACCACUCAAAUCAUCGUAGCCCUUCCGUGGCCGCCGCGUCGGCACACUCACCGGCUGGGUCGUCUGCCGCGGAUGGCAGAGAGAAGUCGGGCUCCCCGCCGAAGGAGGAUACGUUCCGCGUCCAGGCUUCGCCGUUGCUUUUGGGCGUCGAGAACUCGGACUCCUACUUUAUGGGCCCCUCAAGCGGUCGUGCCUUUAUCGAGGCUUUCAAGCGCAAGAUGCAAGAAAAUGGCAAGUCUUGCUCAGACUUUAACCCAGAAGCCUUCCUGCACAUUCAGGGCUGCCAUCCCUUGGCGCCAAAGCCAGAUCAGGCUCUCAGAGUCCCGCCGCGGCUAUUUUCUGAUCGCUGCGUCAAUGUCUUUUUCCAAGAAUGGGCUCCUUUGUUCCCCGUGCUGCACAAGCCGACUUUCCUACAUAUUUACGAGGAAUUCGUGUCAGAUCCUGAGAAGGUGAAAAACAACCACAAGAUUGCGCAACUGUAUCUCGUCUUCGGAAUUGCGGCCCUAGGAAGCGAUCAGCCCGACUUUGAGCAGAUUGCCGUGUGCGAGCAGCAAUGGCAGCGCGCCGUCGAGGCAGUUCUCAUGGAGAACACUAUGGUCACUUUGCAAUGUCUUGAGUUGGCCCUCUUAUACUGCAUUGUGAGAGCGGACUACAAGCGACUUCAGCACUACAAGGGUAUUGCCGUAGGCCUGUCACACCGCCUUGGUCUGCACCAGAGCCAGAAGCGCUUCUCAUUUGGCGCGCUCACCAUUGAGACUCGCAAGAAGGUCUUCUGGACGCUUUACACGCUUGACUGCUUCUCUGGCGCCAUUCUCGGCCUGCCGAAAUUGCUAAAGGAGGAUGACAUCCACGCCGAAUACCCCUCAGAUACCGACGACGAGUAUGUGACUGAGAAGGGUUUCCAGCCUACUCUCCCCGGAGAGUACACUCGCCUGUCCAGUGCGCUCGCCCUCUUCCGGUGCUGCCGAAUUCUCGCCAAGGUCCUGGAGAAGAACUACCCAGCCGCAACGUCUCACGAGCUCUCACUACAGCAAAUGUCAGCCAUGGAGGCCGAGCUAGACGAAUGGUGCGAGUCGCUACCCACUCAUUUGAAGCUCAACUUUGUCCAGGACAAGCCUUCAACCGAUGUCACCGGAAGUCGAUCGCCGUUGCUUGCGCUCGCCUACUAUUACACCCGGACGCUCAUCUACCGACCUGCUGUUGGUUCUUCGCUCGGUCACAAGGCUGCACCUGCCCUCUUGUCGAUUGGCGAGUCCAGCAAACAUAUUGUUCAGAUUGUUCAGCUUCUCGAAGAGCGCAACAUGAACUUCUCUUUCUGCCUCAACAAGACCGAUACCCUAGUCUUGUGCGGCAUGACUAUGCUGUACCAAAGCUUUGAUCUGAAGCAGGACAGCAAGAUGAUGAAGGAUAUUGAGCGCCUUGUUAACAGUGUUCUCAAAAUUCUCACAAAAGCCAAGGCUCCCGGAUCUUUUGACCUUAAGCGUGUCGCCGGCAUGCUCAUCAGACUCGACGAGCCUUCCAUGCCCACACCGCCUCAGCAGAGCCCAGAAGCAUCUAUGCCAGCACCUCAAAGGUCCUCACCACCUGUGUCAGCACCUAAGAAGAAGUCCCCACAACAGACCCUAGGCCGCCUGCCUAAUGCUUCCUCCAGCGAGAGCGAUCUCAUUCAGCAGCAGGAAAAGAUCCGUCGCAUGACGAUGCCCAGUAUCCACAACCGUCCGGAACUGUACCGAUCCCGCUCACGGCAGUCCUUUGACAACUUAUCGCAACAACAAGAAAUGUCGGCCCGUCACCAUCGUCUAUCCAUGUCACAGAUUGCCAACCGUGUUAGGACGUCUGGGAACGGAAAGCAGAACCUCGACUAUCUCUCCCUGAGCAGCACGCCAAACGGCUCAUCGCCCCCGUCACCAACUUCGCUCCGCUUGCAGCAGCACCUUCUCGCUGCAGCCCACCAAACCUUGUACAACUCUCAGCAGCAGCCGCAAAAGACGUCCGGUGUAUCAACGACAGAAUGGGAGGCGCUUUUGGGUUCGAUGGACGGUGGACUGAACAAUGUAUACGACGCCAUCUACGGUGGCCCAGGCCUUGCGCCGAUGAGUGAAACUACACCGGCAUCUACAAACUUAGACAGCUGGUCGCCAGACUCGUGGGACCUGGCUAGCUUCAACAUUGGCGAUUUCGGGACCAAUCCAGCACCGCCGCAGAGUGUCCUAAGUGUCAGCGAGGAAAGUUUGAGUUCGGGCGAGGAUCUGGCGAGUGAUCUUAACAUGAGCGCCAGCAGUUUAGAGUAUCGCAAUGCAUUGCUAGCGUCGUGUGGAGCGAACCGCAACGAUGCAUUGUUCCUCGACGGGCUGGACGGAAAUUAUGGGCUAUGA